GACCCUGAUCGUCUGAUUGGUCAAAGAUUUUCAGCUUUUAUUUUAUUCCUAUAUGAAAUAUCUCGUAGGGUUGUGAUAACAUCAUUGUUUCUUCUGACUUCUGCUCUACAAGGCCUGUCUGGUGUAGAUCACAAAUAUAAAAAUGAAGGCAUCUGUUUCUCUUUACUUGUUUUUGAGUCUCUGUGGUCUGAGCUCUGCUCUCCUUAGAAAACACUUUUAUGUGAAUGAAAAACUUUUUUGGCAAGAUGCACAGAAGUACUGCAGAGAGCAUCAUGAUGAUCUGUCCACCGCUAGCAGUCAAGAGGCACAGCAGCUCACCAUUAAUCAAAAUUUUAGUGAUAGAUUUUGGGUUGGACUCAACACUCUAAACUCAACAGAAUGGAUUUGGUCCGGAGGUGAAAAAGAAGCAUUUGAUUACUGGAACGCUGGAGAACCAAACACGAAUUAUGAACUUUGCACUGCUAUACUGAAAUCAAAUUCGAAACUAAUCAAUGUUGUGUGCAAUCGAAAUUAUUCAUUUUAUUGCAUGGAGAGAUUUGGGCUGAUUCUGGUGCAGGACAGUAAGACGUGGGAAGAAGCUCUGGACUACUGCAGACAAAACUACAUUGAUCUCGUCAGUAUCGACUCGUCGAGGAUAAUGGCAGAGGCGAUAAAUAACACCAUGACAUCACAGACAGCUAAUGUAUGGAUUGGACUGCGUUUUUUAGCUGGACAUUGGUUCUGGGUCAAUGGGGGAAAUGUUGAAUAUAAAGCCUGGUCUGGGGGAGAGCUCCAGUGCCCCUCCAAAAAUCUUCAGUGUGCAGCUUUGGAUAAAGACAACAACGUUUGGAAACCUGAAGACUGCGAAAAGCGACUCAACUUUUUCUGUCUUAAGGAGUACAAAAAGCCUGAAAUAUUUUGAUCUGUUACACUUACCAUGUUAUAUUUCAAGCUUAACCUGAAACACCACAUGAUUUGAAAGAAGAUAAGUCGUACAUCAAUAUAAAUGUGUAGUGGAUAAUUUUGUAGAUAAUUUAUAAUAGUUUUUACUUUAACUGUUUAUUUGUGAACAAU
Molecule: messenger RNA, 1053 nt
Organism: Paramisgurnus dabryanus
Lineage: Eukaryota; Metazoa; Chordata; Actinopteri; Cypriniformes; Cobitidae
Source: RefSeq, a predicted model, not a curated record